Myripristis murdjan (pinecone soldierfish) is the source of this 4393-nucleotide messenger RNA. RefSeq names its product mitochondrial transcription termination factor 2 (gene mterf2). Gene Ontology annotation, molecular function: double-stranded DNA binding. The record is from RefSeq and is a predicted model, not a curated record. NCBI's taxonomy places the organism in Eukaryota, Metazoa, Chordata, Actinopteri, Holocentriformes, Holocentridae. Gene Ontology annotation, biological process: regulation of DNA-templated transcription; termination of mitochondrial transcription. Gene Ontology annotation, cellular component: mitochondrial matrix. The coding region runs from base 99 to 1226 and encodes 375 amino acids. The transcript has 2 exons.
AAAUGAGCAAAAAAAGGCAGUAGAGGAAGAAAAUCGGUUUCAUAACCGGACGUCACAUCCUUUGACCGCUGCUAAAGGUGAUCAGGACUUUUGCAUCGAUGUUGCGGCUGAUUGCAGCGACCCUGUGCCUGCGGUGCCAGCGAGUCAGAGCCCUUCCUGCAAACCUCAGGUCAUGUGCAACACUGAGCUCGGCGGAGAACCGGCACACCGUGGAGGCUCUCUACAAUCUCUCAGUGGACAUCCAGAAGAUCCGAAAGCUGAAGGGCUGGGUGCUUCACCAGAGCCCCGUCUACGUUAGGGAGGUAGCUGACCUGCUCAAGGAUAUGGGAGCCUCAGGCGCCAUCGUUGCCCGCAUCCUGGCGCUGCACCCUGAGGCGAUCCUGUGCAGCCCGGAUCAGGUGCGGGCCCAGAGGGAGCUGUGGAUGUCAGUGUGCCGAAACCAGACAGAGCUGGUGGGCAUCAUUGAGAAAUUCCCGGCCUCCUUCUUCACCUCGUCCAGCCACCACGUCAACCAGCGGGACAACAUCGCUUACUUCCAGAGCUUGCACCUCAACAAGCGAAUCAUCACCAAGCUCAUGGCCAGCGCGCCGCAGAGCUUCAGCCGGCCUGUGGGCCAGAAUGAGGUGAUGGUCUGCACCCUGCAGCAGGCCUACCUGGAGCUCGGAGGAGAGGAGGCCAACAUGAGGAUCUGGCUCCAGAAGCUGCUGAGUCAGAACCCGUUUGUCCUUCUCAAACCCCCUGAGGUGCUGAGGCAGAACCUGCUGUUCCUGAGAGACAAGGGCUUCACCACCGCAGAGCUGCUCCGCCUGCUCUCCAAACUGAGGGGCUUCGUCACCGAGCUGAACCCAGACAGCAUGCGUCACACCCUGGCUUACGCCCAGGACACGAUGGGCUGCUCGGAGGCAGAGCUGCGGGGCAUCGUCCUCGAAUGCCCGGCUCUGCUUUACUACUCUGAAACUAUUCUGGCCGAGCGCUUUCAAGGCCUGCUCGGCUCUGGGAUCCGCAUGGCACAGAUCAUAGAGACUCCGACCGUUUUGGAGCUCACCACUCAAAUAGUGAACUACCGCAUCCAGAGACUGAGGGCACACGGUUACGACAUCAGGACAGGUAGUCUGAAGCCCCUAAGUGGCACUAAGAAGGACUUUGAGAUGAGCUAUGGCAAACUGCAGCUGCGGAGAGAGAGGCCGCUCUUUAACCCUGUCGCCCCUUUAAAAGCGGACGACUGAUGUGGGUGUCAAGGACCGAUCCUGAUGGUGCUAUAUAUAAAAAAAUCCAGGGUGUAUUUAUCGCAAGUGAAAAAUUCAUGUUAGAAAAGAUGAAGCUCGCUGUGUAAUGAUUUCCAGCAGCAACAUUAAAAUGUGAAGCAGUUGGAAGGGAAUUUAAUGUCUCAUGCUGUUUGGAGAAGACGCAGCCCUUUGUCAGAUAAACAAUUUAUUACAGCCUAUUUACAAGUUACCUCAUCACAAUAGCCUAAUCUGAAAUGCCACAUGACAUAAUAUAACUGUUUGAUGAUAGACGUGUUGACACAUCUAUCCAAUGCAUUACUGAUAAUACAGUGGAGUAAAGCUCCACAAACAAGGCUUUCCAAACCCUUUUAUCUGCAGCCGGUGCCAGUGUCUCAUUUUCACACAAUGUUCUUGGCAGCACAACAAUUCCCCUCAGGGAUGAAAUCUAACGGUGUCUCAGAUAUUUUAUUGUUGCUUUACAGAUGGAGACACUUUAUUAUAAGCUAUUUCACUACUGAAAUGUCACUUCAUUACCAUUUCAAAUAGUUACUUCAAAAUGCACCCACACGAUGAGAUAGGAGAGGGAAUGAAAGUAAAGUUCCUGUGAUUGAAGGUGGUUUAUUUGAGCAUGUAUUGCAGUCUUAAUACAAAGAGCAGUUGAGUUUCAGUUCAUUUAUGCAAAAUUGAUUUUCCCUUACCUUGGGCAUGGUUAAUGUGUUUGUUAUAUGGCUUUGUGCAGCACGCCGAGGCACAAAGACGUAUACGAGUGCUUGUGGGUUAGCGCUCACACGGUUAUUUUAGUGUAGGCCGCAAAAUCAAUAUUCUGUGCCGCUGAGCAUCGUAUAAACGAAGCCGGGGCACUGCAGAGCGCACUGUAUCUCGUUUUAAAUACGGCGCAAUGUUUUAAAGCCAGCAGAAGCCCUUGAAACAUGCUUAAGAACGGUUUUUAAUGGGGAUCGAGCUUCGCAGCUAAUGAAGCCGUGACUUAAUGCUUCAAGGUCCCUUUCCUGUGGUAAUUUGGGUGAUGGGGGUCACAGUGAAGACAGGGGGGGGUGGACUUGUGUGUCCAGAGGGAGGCAGAAAUACACAUUACCAACUUCCACCUCCCAUCUGCUGUAGUCUGUAUCACCCUCAGCAUGGGUCCGUCGUCAUGGCAAUAGCUACUGGGCAGAUGAUGCGAAAGUGCAUCCAGUAAUGAAUUUGAGCUUCGCAGGCGGAUGUUGGACCGGAGUUCAUUUUCAGACCAUUUACAGCGUGGAACCCCCGAGGAGCCUCAAGAGUGCCUCAAGUACGCCAUCAGUGCGGUGUUGAAGGUCACUCGUUUUACACAGGAACCUGACAGCUCCUUUGAAUUCUUCCCAUUUUUUAAAAAAUAGUAGGUAAUAAAUGUUUUGAGUCCAGCAGGAACUUUGAUUUUUAUCUGCGGCGAGGCCAGGCAGAAAGAAAUCAUUCCUUUAAGACUCGACGAGCAAAGCCUCAGGUGUACAAAUACAAAAAUGUCACAACCUCUAUUUCUCACCAAAAUGUUCCCCCGUCCUCUAUGCGCGGCUCCAGCGGUCGACUGUCACGCCAUCCUCCGCCGCUGCUUGGCUAUGCUCUUUUGAAUUACACAGGCAAGCAGGAGAGGUUAAUAGGAGGGAGUAUAAAUUGUCCUCUUCCAUUUCAAACAUGACACCGGGUGAUAUUAGCCACGCUUACACAUUGCUUUUAUGGGUCGUAACUCACAGGGAACAGACGACAUCUGCAAUUAAAACCUGUGAUUUCCAGCAGAAGCCAAACUAUUGAGGUGGUAAAUACCCCCCGUGUUUGAGGUCAGUGGGAUUUAAGUCCCAAAGAUAGAAAAAGUUCAAAGUAUUCAGCUGUGUUCUGCAUAAGCAAUGAAUGUAGAUGGAAAAAUAAGAUUAUUGCAACUUUAAUAAUGUAUCACAAGUCAAAGAAUGUUUUUUUUUUAUACGUCUGUGUUUUUACUAUGUAACGGGAAGAAAACCUCAAAUUACACAAUACAUUUAGUAGUCAGGGCUUUGAGUUGCAGCUCACGGCUUCCCUCAUGUUUACAUUUGCCUUGUGGAUUGAGAUUUUUGAUGUUUACACAGCGGCCACAGAUAAGCUUUUCUUCCCGUCUACCGUUACAUGAGGGAGUUUCUCCCCUUCUCAUUUAUCCAGUCUGAGCAGAGAUUAUACCCACACUCCCAGAUAACAGCCACACACACACACACACACGCACACACAGAGCACACACUGUAGGCAGGUAUAAAUGUCACGCAUAUGAAAAGUCAACUCUGAAAACCGGAUAGGUCUCAAUUCCUGUAGUUCACGUUGCAUCAGAGGUCAUAUUUCUAAAAAAGUGCAUGGGGUGAGGUGGAGUUACUUGAGUUCAUCUGUCAACUUCUUGUCUUUGACGGUCAUACAGAUACUAUUAUCUUAUAUUAAAUACCUCUCAUACCUCUCAUACUCUCAUGAACAGUUAGGUUUAGAGCUGCUGAUUAUGUAAAGCAGUGGUUUUCAGCUCUAGUCCUGCUGGUUUUCUGUCUUGCCAACUAACUAGCUGCAUCCACCUGACAUCGCAGGACUAAAACAAACGCCGGUUAGAGAUCUGCAGUGAAAACCAGCAGGGCUGCGGGUCCUGAUGAGAGGGAUUGCCUGGCAACAAGCGACAUUAGCGACCCCCAUAUGAGCCAGAUCACAGCCUGAGGCCCUCGGGCAGCUCCCAGCUGGCAGUGACAAGGACUGAAACAAGAGGUGGUUGGACCUUUGCCACCCGGGCUCAUGGUAUAGACUUUGAUGUAGGAGCCUUUUUAUUAUUCUCUCGCUUAUUCGCUCUGAUCUUUGUCACUGACCUCUCGCUUUGCACGCCGGCUUCAUUCUCUCACUGUGCCCUUAUGUGUCGGGCUUUGCUUACAUGGCUCUCUUUACUUAAUUAAUGUGAUAUGUUAUUAAUUAAUGUGAUUUUUUUUUAUUUGCCCGAUUGUAAAGUGCCAUUGUUGUUGUAUUGUAUGCAAAUAAAGAUUAAUAUUACAUUAUACACAAAGUCUUGUGAAGCAAAAUGAAACAUAAAAAUUAAAAAAUAUAUAUAUUUGGCUUGUGGCUGUUGGUAAAAUCAAAUCAGCUGUAAAUGACACUGUAAUUGUUGUGUGAGACAAAAGUUGAAUAAAUGAGUAAGUAUUAAA